UUAACCUUAGGGUGCUCUGGUUACCCUUAAUUCUUCAUACAGAUUUCGUAGGCACAAACUGUCCUAGGAAGGAAGGUGGAAUGCAGAUGGAAUGAAGAAAGCUGGAUCUCCAGUGACAGAUCUGCAGCUGCAUGUGCAUCACAUUCAGCACAACUUAAAAGGGCAGCAGCUGGCAAGAAAUUACUUUAUAUUACAUUUACUAUUUUCUUCUUUAUUAGGCAACAAGGACAAAUCCCAGGCCCUUUGUAAGUAACUGUGAUCUUAGGAUGGUCCUAACUCGCCUACCUGCACUAGCAAAAGCAUGACUAGUGCCAUAUCUGCAUGCCUGAAAUAUCUUGCAGUGCUCUUUGCAGCAGGGCAAACAGGAUCAGCAAAAUGCAGCAUGCAGCUAACAGCAUCCACUGUGGAAAGAAGUCAGGAGAAGACAAAAUGAAGCCAGGUGCCUAUAUUUACAUUAUUUGGCUCAAGUGUGGAUAGAUCUUUACAGUAUUGGUAUGCUGAUUUAUAUGGGCAGUACACACAUCUGAUCACUCACUAGCACCAUAGAUUAAACCUGUUCUGAAGUUUAAGUGUGAAUAUCCCACCACUGUUGUGAAGUAUGGUAAAAUAUGCAUCUUGUUCUUUCACAAAGAGUGAGAAAACUAUGGAAAAUUAAGAGCUUUUGGACAUAUGUGAGUGAAGGAUGAAGGAAACUUAAGCAGAAAAAUUAAAAUUUGCAGUUAGCAGACAAAAUGAGACACAAAAAACAAAACAAAACAACAACAACAAAAACCAUUGCCCCAACAGUAAGACUUUUACUGCUUCCUUCCAUUUUUUAGCACACUUUUUUUUAGCACACUCAGGAGAAAAAACAUCACCGACAGCCACCAAAAUUUCUCUUAUUGGUCAGCAAUUUAAUUUGUUCAUAGUGUAAAUGAAGUGGGCACCAAGGUAAAAAGGAUGAGCUGUUAAAUCCAUGGAGAAUAAUAGGACAGUCUAAACAGCUGAUGUGGACGGACACUGAUAAACAUGGACCAAGUCAGCAAAAGGUGAGCACAAUGUGUUGAAGAACAGGUAAGGCCUUGUGAAUUGAGGCAGAUGCAGCUUUUCAUGGCUGCUUCCAGACACAGCUGUUCAAGACUGAAGCUGCAGUUCUGUGCUCCAACACUGCUGUAAUUUAUAACUGGACAUUAAUAGCUCCACCAAACUGCCACGCAUGUGGGGAUGGAACCAGAUGCAAACAGGAGGUGACUACACUUCAAAUUCUUGAUGAUCCAUCCCAGCUGAAUUAAGCUUGAGGGACUUUUAAACUCAAAAUAUGAAUUACUACCAGAGUUAUCCUUUUCCUUAUUUGCCCUGGGCAUCUCUCUGGUUCAGGCUGCAUCUAUGGAUCUAAGUCAUACAGUAAUCAAGACUGGAAAUUUGCUUAUUAGCUUCAUCUCUGUGAGGAGGGUUCAGUCUUCUCACCAGUCACAAAGAGAAUGAUGUUGGUAGAUGAUGCCAUGGAAGGUAGGAGUUAGGGGCUUUAAACUACCUGGAUUUGAAAUUAAAAUAUACCGUAAGGUAGCUCCUAACAUGCUUGUUGAUGUAUUUCAAUCCUAUGCCCUACCUUGGUGACCUUGUGCUUACAAUCAGACAUUAUCUACGUCAUGUGCUAUUCAGUAGUCCUGUGGCACUGCAGCCCAGUUUAGGUAAACUCAAAGCUUUUUGCUAUUUUGCAGUUUCCCCCCAGUUUUUCCAAGGACUUUUAAAUAAUGAUUUCAAUUGUGUUGCAGAAAUAAAAGCUGGAAAACAGUAGCAUGUGACAUACAAGAGAAACUGUGCUCCUGUGUUUAUACAUAACCCAUUUGCCUCUCCUAAAUGCUUCACCUGAAGGGUUUUGACAGGGGAAAAGUUACAUCAGCUGAAAAGUUACAUCCAAGAAAUUUCUGGGCACUUUUUGUUAAAAUUUUGUUGCCUCUCAUAACGUCACUGAAGUGAGGGCUGGCAAGAAACUCAGUGAGACCAACAGCCCAGCUGGUCUAUGCUGCCUCAAGCAACAGCAAAGGGAUGGUGGUGAGGGAGCAAAGCCACGUCUGGCAGUCUUUCCAUCCUCCCUGCUCUGGCCCAAAACCACUUUUUGGCUGUGGAUGCCAGUUCCUUGGCAGAGGAGCAGCACUUUGCUCUUGGUAGAAUGAACACUAUGACCAUGACUACGGACAAGUGGAAUUUCCCUAUGCAGAAACACAGGAGAUCAAGCACUACCAUGCUCUAACCAGAGUCACCAAGCAUUCUCGUUUGUCUCCAAACAGAUCCUCUUUCUGUUUGGAUACUACUGUCUCCCCAGCUGCACUCCCGACUCAGCGGCAAAAGCAAUGCUCCGCAGGCGUCCUGGCCAUCUCCACAGCCCGCAGCUCUCAUCCUCCUACCUACAGCCCCGCCAAGAUGGCGGUCGCCACUCUUCCCUCAGCGCUGCCGCCCGAGCGCGUGCGCGAGGAAGGAGCGGAGGAGAACUGGAGGCCGCGAGCUUCGCCAUGCUUUGGAGGGGGAGGCGCACACACGUGAGCUUUUGGACCACCCGGCAGCUUCCGAGCAGCCGCCGUGUCGCCUUGCCGCAUUGGCUGAUUUGUGAACCUUUCACCUUUCAUCUGGGUCUCGCAGCCAAUCGCUCGGUUCCUUUCAUGCCGCGGGGACGCGGAGCGUAAGCUGCGCAGGGUGGAAUUCUCAGAGCGGUCUUGCGUCGCAGGCGCUGGGCGGCCUCCGUUGGUUACCUAGGGUGAAACAAAAUUACAGGCUUGGAAACUCUGGAAAAACUCAGCAUCAGUAUUUGAGAGCCGAAGCUUGCAAAUCAUGUGAUUAACCUACAAGCUGAUAUCAUGAUGUCAAAAUGCAGUUUGGAAAGCAUAAGCACAGAGGCUGCAGAGAUUAAAACGUAGGCUGUGCUGGAACAAAAAUGCGAUGACAGAAACACUGGAUGAAUGAAUGAAAAGCCCUGCUUUGCAAUCCCUCAGCAUGGCGGGACUGCAGCUCAUGACCCCUGCUUCCUCCCCAAUGGGUCCAUUUUUUGGACUACCAUGGCAACAAGAAGCAAUUCAUGAUAACAUUUACACGCCAAGAAAAUAUCAGGUUGAACUGCUUGAAGCAGCUUUGGAUCAUAAUACAAUAGUCUGUUUAAACACUGGCUCAGGGAAGACUUUUAUUGCAGUACUACUCACUAAAGAGCUGUCCUAUCAGAUCAGGGGGGAUUUCAACAAAAAUGGAAAAAGAACUGUGUUCUUGGUCAACUCAGCAAAUCAAGUUGCUCAGCAAGUAUCAGCUGUCAGGACACAUUCAGAUCUUAAAGUGGGAGAGUAUUCAAGUUUAGAGGUGACUGAAUCAUGGACAAAAGAGAAAUGGAGUCAGGAAUUCUCUAAGCAUCAGGUUCUGGUUAUGACAUGUCAUGUUGCUUUGACUGUUUUGAGAAAUGAAUAUUUAUCCCUGUCAAAUAUUAAUCUACUGGUGUUUGAUGAGUGCCAUCUUGCAAUCCAGGACCAUCCGUACCGUGAAAUUAUGAAGAUCUGUGAGGAUUACCCAUCUUGCCCUCGAAUCUUGGGAUUAACUGCUUCCAUUUUAAAUGGGAAGUGUGAUCCUGCUGAGCUAGAAGAGAAGAUAAAGAAACUGGAGAAAAUACUAAAGAGCAAUGCUGAAACUGCAACUGAUUUGGUGGUCUUAGAUAGAUAUACUUCUCAGCCAUGUGAGAUUGUUGUAGACUGUGGACCAUAUACUGACAAAAGUGGAUUGUAUGGAAGACUAUUAAGGGAGUUGGAUGAAGCACUUCAUUUUCUAAAUGACUGCAACAUAUCUGUACAUUCAAAGGAAAGAGAUUCUACGUUAAUUUCUAAACAGAUAUUGUCAGACUGUCGAGCUGUGUUGGUUGUUCUGGGACCCUGGUGUGCAGAUAAGGUAGCUGGGAUGAUGGUGAGAGAGCUACAGAAGUAUAUCAAACAUGAGCAAGAGGAGCUGCACAGGAAAUUUUUAUUGUUUACAGACACUUUCUUAAGGAAAAUACAUGCACUCUGUGAAGAGCAUUUCUCACCUGCCUCACUUGACCUGAAAUUUGUAACUCCAAAAGUAAUAAAGCUGCUUGAAAUUUUGCGCAAAUACAAACCAUAUGAACGGCAGCAGUUUGAAAGUGUUGAAUGGUAUAACAACAGAAAUCAGGAUAAUUACGUAUCGUGGAGUGAUUCUGAAGAUGAUGAUGAGGAUGAAGAAAUUGAGGAGAAAGAGAAGCCAGAGACUAAUUUCCCAUCUCCUUUUACGAAUAUUUUAUGUGGAAUUAUUUUUGUGGAAAGAAGAUACACAGCAGUUGUUCUAAAUAGGUUGAUAAAAGAAGCUGGCAAACAAGAUCCAGAACUGGCUUACAUCAGUAGCAAUUUCAUAACUGGACAUGGCAUUGGCAAGAAUCAGCCUCGUAACAAGCAGAUGGAAGUAGAAUUCAGAAAACAGGAAGAGGUUCUUAGAAAAUUUCGAGCACAUGAGACCAAUCUUCUUAUUGCUACCAGUAUUGUAGAAGAGGGUGUUGACAUACCAAAAUGCAAUUUGGUGGUGCGUUUUGAUUUGCCCACAGAAUACCGUUCCUAUGUGCAGUCAAAAGGAAGAGCCAGAGCACCGAUUUCCAAUUACAUAAUGUUAGCAGAUACAGACAAAAUUAAAAGUUUUGAAGAAGAUCUUAAGACGUAUAAAGCAAUUGAGAAGAUCCUGAGAAAUAAAUGCUCAAAAUCUGUUGAUACCAGCGAAACGGAAACUGAACCCAUUGUUGAUGAUGAUGAUGUGUUUCCACCCUAUGUGCUGAGGACAGAUGAGAACAGUCCAAGAGUUACUAUCAACACAGCUAUUGGACACAUAAAUAGGUACUGUGCUAGAUUACCAAGUGAUCCAUUUACACACCUAGCUCCAAAGUGUAAAACCAGAGAACUACCUGAUCAUACAUUCUACUCUACUCUCUACCUGCCAAUCAACUCACCUCUUCGAGCGUCAAUUGUUGGUCCUCCAAUGAGUUGUGCAAGAUUGGCUGAGAGAGUUGUAGCUCUUAUUUGCUGUGAAAAACUGCACAAAAUUGGUGAACUGGAUGAUCAUUUGAUGCCAGUUGGAAAAGAAACGGUUAAAUAUGAGGAAGAGCUUGAUUUACAUGAUGAAGAAGAAACCAGUGUGCCAGGAAGACCAGGCUCUACAAAAAGACGACAGUGCUACCCUAAAGCUAUUCCAGAAUGUUUGAGGGAUAGUUAUCCCAAACCUGAUCAGCCCUGUUACCUGUAUGUAAUAGGAAUGGUGUUAACUACUCCAUUGCCUGAUGAGCUCAACUUUAGGAGACGAAAGCUAUAUCCUCCUGAGGAUACAACGAGAUGUUUUGGCAUAUUGACAGCCAAACCUAUACCUCAGAUUCCUCACUUUCCUGUGUAUACUCGCUCUGGAGAGGUUACAAUAUCUAUUGAACUUAAGAAAUCUGGUUUUACUCUGUCUUUGCAAAUGCUUGAGCUGAUAACACGACUCCACCAGUACAUUUUCUCACAUAUUCUUCGUCUUGAGAAACCUGCACUAGAGUUCAAACCCACAGAAGCUGAUUCAGCCUACUGUGUUCUACCUCUUAAUGUUGUUGAUGACUCCAGCACUUUGGACAUUGACUUUAAGUUUAUGGAAGAUAUUGAGAAGUCUGAAGCGCGUACAGGCAUUCCCAGUACACAGUAUACAAAAGAAAUGCCUUUUAUUUUCAAGUUAGAAGACUACCAGGAUGCAGUUAUCAUUCCACGGUAUCGAAAUUUUGAUCAGCCUCAUCGAUUCUAUGUAGCUGACGUAUACACUGAUCUUACUCCACUCAGUAAAUUCCCUUCCCCUGAAUAUGAAACUUUUGCUGAAUAUUAUAAAACAAAAUAUAAUCUUGAUCUGACCAAUCUCAACCAGCCACUGCUGGAUGUGGACCACACAUCUUCAAGACUUAAUCUUUUGACUCCUCGCCAUUUAAAUCAGAAGGGGAAAGCACUUCCACUAAGCAGUGCUGAGAAGAGGAAAGCAAAAUGGGAAAGUCUGCAGAAUAAGCAGAUACUGGUUCCUGAGCUAUGUGCUAUACAUCCUAUUCCAGCAUCUUUGUGGAGAAAAGCAGUUUGCCUCCCCAGCAUACUUUAUCGCCUGCACUGCCUUUUGACAGCAGAGGAACUAAGAGCUCAAACAGCCACUGAUGCUGGUGUAGGGGUUAAAUCACUACCUGCAGAUUUCAGAUAUCCUAACCUGGACUUCGGAUGGAAAAAAUCUAUUGACAGCAAAUCUUUCAUCUCCAUACCUAGCUCCUCUUUGGUAGAGAAUGAAAAUUACUGUAAGCACAGCACAAUUGUAGUCCCUGAAAAUGCUGCACAUCAAGGUGCUAAUAGAACCUCUUCUGCAGAAAAACAUGACCAAAUGUCUGUGAGUUACAGAACACUGCUUGAUGAGUCACCCAGUAAACUCCAAAUUGAUGUCUCAGCAGAACUUGCAGCAAUUAAUGGUGUUUCUUAUAAUAAAAAUCUUGCCAAUGGCAAUUGUGAUUUAGUUAACAGAGACUUUUGCCAAGGAAAUCAGCUGAAUUACUGCAGGCAGGAAAUACCUGUACAACCAACUACCUCAUAUCCCAUUCAGAAUUUAUACAGCAGUGAGAACCAGCCCAAGCCCAGCAAUGAAUGUACUCUACUGAGUAAUAAAUACCUUGAUGGAAAUGCUAACAGAUCUACCUCAGAUGGAUGCCCCAAAAUGACAGUGACCACCAGUACUUCAACAGCUCUUAAUCUUUCAAAAGACAAAAUGGAUUCUGAAAAGAACACUUCCAGUGGGUACUCCUCAAAAACUCUCGGUCCUAAUCCUGGUCUCAUUCUUCAGGCUUUGACUCUUUCAAAUGCUAGUGAUGGAUUUAAUCUGGAGCGGCUAGAAAUGCUUGGUGAUUCAUUUUUAAAGCAUGCCAUCACUACGUACUUGUUUUGCACUUAUCCUGAUGCACACGAGGGACGGCUGUCGUACAUGAGAAGUAAAAAAGUCAGCAACUGUAACUUGUAUCGCCUUGGAAAAAAGAAAGGACUGCCUAGUCGAAUGGUGGUAUCGAUUUUUGAUCCCCCUGUCAAUUGGCUUCCUCCUGGUUACAUAGUAAACCAGGACAAGAGCAACACUGAUAAAUGGGAGAAAGAUGAAACGACAAAGGAGAAUUUGUUGGCUAAUGGUAAACUUGACUAUGAUGAUGAUGAUGAAGAGGAUGAAGACCUGAUGUGGAGAUUGCCCAAGGAAGAAACAGACUUUGAAGAUGAUUUUUUGGAGUAUGAUCAAGAGCAUAUCAAAUUUAUAGAUAGUAUGUUAAUGGGAUCGGGGGCUUUUGUGAAGAAAAUUUCUCUCUCUCACUUUUCAACCACUGAUUCAAAUUAUGAAUGGAAGGCACCCAAAAAGUCAUCCCUGGGUAACGUUCCGUUUUCUUCAGAUUUUGAUGAUUUUGACUAUAGUUCUUGGGAUGCUAUGUGUUAUCUGGAUCCUAGCAAGGCUGUUGAAGAGGAUGAUUUUGUAGUUGGCUUCUGGAAUCCAUCAGAAGAAAACUGUGGUGUCGAUGCAGGAAAACAGUCUAUCUCCUAUGAUUUGCAUACAGAGCAGUGUAUUGCUGACAAAAGCAUUGCAGACUGUGUGGAAGCCCUGUUGGGCUGCUAUCUAACCAGCUGUGGUGAAAGAGCUGCUCAGCUUUUCCUGUGUUCACUGGGGCUGAAGGUGCUCCCUGUAAUUAAAAAGACUGAUUGGGAAAGCACUCUGUGUGCGACCAGAGAGAACUGUAACAGUGAGCAGAAGAAUCUUUCACCAAACUCUGUUUCUGCUUGUAUAGUUAAUUCAGAGCCUUCUCUUUAUAAAGACCUGGAGUAUGGUUGUUUGAAGAUCCCACCAAGGUGUAUGUUUGAUCACCCAGAUGCUGAAAAAACCCUGAAUCACCUUAUUUCUGGUUUUGAAAACUUUGAGAAGAAAAUUAAUUACAGUUUUAAGAACAAGGCGUAUCUUCUUCAGGCAUUUACUCAUGCCUCAUACCAUUAUAAUACCAUUACUGAUUGUUACCAGCGCUUAGAAUUCCUGGGAGAUGCAAUUUUGGACUACCUCAUAACCAAGCACCUUUAUGAAGACCCACGGCAACACUCACCAGGAGUUCUUACUGACCUGCGAUCUGCUCUAGUCAAUAAUACCAUUUUUGCAUCGCUAGCUGUAAAGUAUGACUACCACAAGUACUUCAAAGCUGUCUCUCCUGAGCUGUUUCAUGUUAUUGAUGACUUUGUGCAGUUUCAAAUGGAAAAGAAUGAAAUGCAAGGAAUGGAUUCAGAGCUCAGAAGAUCUGAAGAAGAUGAAGAAAAGGAGGAAGACAUUGAAGUACCAAAGGCCAUGGGGGAUAUAUUUGAGUCCCUUGCUGGUGCCAUUUAUAUGGAUAGUGGAAUGUCUUUGGAAAUGGUUUGGCAAGUGUACUAUCCAAUGAUGAGGCCAUUAAUAGAAAAAUUUUCUGCUAAUGUGCCCCGUUCCCCAGUGCGAGAGCUGCUUGAGAUGGAGCCGGAGACGGCCAAAUUUAGUCCUGCAGAAAGAACUUACGAUGGAAAGGUCAGAGUAACUGUGGAAGUUGUAGGAAAGGGAAAGUUUAAAGGUGUUGGCAGAAGCUACAGGAUUGCCAAAUCUGCAGCUGCAAGAAGAGCACUACGAAGCCUCAAAGCAAAUCAACCUCAGGUCCCAAACAGCUGAGACUCCUCUUAAAAUAAAUAAAAUGGGGAAAAAACACAUACAAAUAAAGCAAAUUUUUUAAAAUGUUGAUGUUGAGAGGAACAAAUUGGAAGACAGAAUUUAAAGUUUGUUUGAUAACAGAAUAGAUAACAAAACAUUUAACAUGUAUAAAAUUUUGGAACUAAUUGUAGUUAUAGUUUUUUGCGCAAACACAAUCUUGUCUUCUUUCCUCACUUCUGCUUUGUUUAAUCACAAGAGUGCUUUAAUGAUGACAUUUAGCAAGUGUUCAGAAUAAUUGUUGUCAGGUCUUUUUUGGUUUACUUUUAUUGUCAGUACAGCUUUGCUUAGUGUUAGAAGGCCAGGGAGCUUAUGCCUAAUGCAGUUGCUAGAUGUAUAUAUAGUAAUCUUGAAAUUCUUCAAUCUGUGCACUAGUGCCAGUCAUAAAGCAGUUGAUAAACUGUACUGGAUGAUUGGGUAUAAGAAAGAAUAAGUGUGCCAGUAUUCUCGUUUGUUGUUUUUUUCUCCUACAUGUCAUCUUUUUACAUUAAGAUGGCAUUCCCAAUCAUUAUUGCACUUAUUUGUUAGGGACAGAUUUUAAUUGAAAUGGCUGGCAUACUGGUAGAAUGAGACUUCAAUUUCCUUAUGCCACAUAGUCUCGCAUUAAAAAAAAAAAAAAAGAAAAAAAAAAAAAGGUUCUUGCCUUAAAAAUAAAUAAACCCUCAUUAAUAACCUUUAAUUUCUGAUCUUUUUUGGAACAAACUAUUUUACAUUCCCGUCAUUUUAUUAUGCAUUUUACAAUGAUACAGCUCUAUAUUUACAGUACAACUCAUUACUAUAGCUGUGAGUUAUUACAGGAUUAUAAUAGAAAUUGUAUUCAUAUAUAUGUAAUUAGGUUAUUUUUAACAAUUCUGAGGAGGUGGUUAGUCUACAGAUUUUUUUAUACCAUAAACAAAAUAUGGUCUUUGGCUAAAAUUCCAGUUUUACACAAACCUGCAAGCUAGAUAGUUCCAAUACUGGAAACAGUAAUGAAUAAUUGUACAGUGCAAGCUGUCAUUCUAACAAAAUAACUUUAGACAUAUCACACCUAAAAUAUGCUGCAGAUUUUAUAGUCAAUUGGUUACGUAUUUAACAAACAGAGCACCUUUACACUUAGAAAUAUUUCCACGUAAAUUUCUUACUGUACUUUUCAGAGUUGCAUGCAUAUUUCACCUACCAAAGCUGUGCUGUUAAAUAACAUGAAAGUUGAUGUUUGAGAUAACUGCCGUACUUUUGAUACAUCUGUGAUUUAGGUCCUUAAUUUAGAGAAACUAGCUCAUUGAUGUUUUGAUCUACUGGGGGAGGGGGGAAAAUCAUACAUUUAUUUUUUAGGCUUUGCCUAUACUUCUUUAAUUAGAUUUAUGUAGGCACUCUUCACUUAAAUACCUCAGUUCUUUUUUUCUUUUCUUUUUUUCUUCUUUUUUUGCAUGCAUUGUUUUUUCUGUUUUGGUGCUAUGUUUAUAUAUUAUGCUUGAAAAUUUAAUUUUUGCACUGUAACUAUAAUACCUCUUAAUUUACCUUUUUAAAAAGCUGUGGGUCUCGUAUUCCCACCAAUAUCAGUAGAGGUUUGCUGCAAUUUUGCCCUGUUAAUUAUGCUUGAAGUUUGAGAAAGCAGAGCAAGGUGUUUUAACAUUUUCCAGCACAAUAGUUUGAACUUGAUGCUGUGUCUUAUGUAUUAAAUUACAGAUAAAUACUGUAUUUCCUGCUUUUAAACCCUAUUCCUUUCCUCACAAAAUGCACACUAAAACAAAACAAAAGCUGUCAGCUCUUGCUUUCUUAACAACAAAAGAAAAAAGCCUUAGUGGCAAGGGGUAGGCAUUAAGCUUUUCUGAAAUACAGUUUUCAAAAGUUCAUGUAUUUUCUAUCUCAGUCAUUUUUUUUUUAAAUUCUGCAAGAAGGACUAUUCUUAUAUUUGAAAAGAACAUUGUUAUAGUAGGCAGAAUGAGAAUUAAAAUAGUAGCUUGCAAAACAGUUCUUGCAUUUCUUUGUUACUUCAGUAAUGAAAAUGUAACAUGAAAUUAUAAGACCCGCAAGUCUUGGUGUAUAUAUAAAAAAAAAUGUAAAUGAGAUGGAAAAGUCUAAAUUUUCAAAGGUAAAUUGCUUUGAGGUAGCCUUUUUAUAGAAGAAAAUGGAUUACCAAUUUAAGUUAUAGCUCUUCCUUUAGGCUAGGAGUAAAUUUUCAUAGAGAAAAUACAUGAUCAUGAAAGUUGGCAAUUCUGCAUUUCUCACCAGACAUCAAUCAUCAGAUUGAUCAGACCAUCUGUGAAGUGUUAAGUAGUUUUAACUGCGUUGCAAAAGAAUUAAGGUUAGUCUUUGAAUGCUUACGAUUUCUUACUGAUUGUUUCAAGGUUAUAGAUUCUCAGGGGUUUCAGGUGAUUGUUAGCAGUAAUGUGGUACAGAGUGUCUUUGCAAACAAACUGAACCAAGUUUGCUCUGUAUUUCAGAACAGUUUAAUGAUCACUUUGUUACUAGACAAAGCCUAUGAAUUGGAAAUCUGAAAUGUGUAGUGGCUGACUAUAAAGUAGUUUCUGCUGCUGAUGCGUUUUUAAAUGAGUUUUAAAUGCCGUAAUGUUUUCCAGUGUGACCUCAUUGAAAUAUUUUAUAUCCUUUGAGAUAGAAAAAUCAUAGUAGUUUCCAUGUUAUACAUCUGUGUGUUUUACCCUUCAGUUGAUAUGAUUUUGAUAUUGGACAGUAUAUGCUAUUAAAGACCUAAAUCUGAUCAUUUGAAGGUUGGGAUAGAGAUCACUUGACAUGCUGUAAGCACAAGUGUAUGCAGACUGUUGCAACCCAUCUUCAAAAGCAACCACACGGCCACACAGGCUCAUCUUAAAAAUAGUGUGGGGGUUAGUUGGCAUGAACCUUGUUUUUUUGUUUUGUUUUGUUUUUUUUUAUCUAAGUCCUGUUAUACUGUACUUUAAACAGUCCUCCUAACUAUGCUGCGUUUUUAUUUUUAUGGCUUUUUUUUUGCGCUGUUCUGUUCAUGUAGCACAAAUAAGCAUUGCACUUGGUACCAUGCUUUACCUCAUUUCAAGGAAAAAAUGCUUAACAGAGAGGAAAAAUGUGGUUUGGCCUUGCUGCUGUUCUGAUUUACUGAAUUUGAAAAAGAUAAUUAUAUGCCUGCAAUGUGUCAUUUACUUGCACAACUUAAAUAGGUCAUUUGCAAUGUCUGUGGCAUUUUUACUGUAUGUGGAUAAAUACGACAAAGGGGUGUGACAACUCUUGGUUGUAUUUUAAAGCUAUUGUUUUUUUUUUUACAUCAUUUUACUGUUAUGUGAAGUAAUUAAAAUUAGAAUGACCUCUGACACUCCAGUAAUUAUCUCUGAACAAACCAACAUAUUAUGCAUAUAGCGUAGUUUCUGCAAGAAGACAGUCCUUAGAAUUUGGUCAACCUCAACUAAAUCUCUGCUCUGUCUGAAUAUUGAGUGUCCAGUAGCGACUUCUGAGUGUUUGUUCAGCUUGAUGCUGCUAAAGUCCGUACAGAAAAAGCCUCUUAAUUUUUAGUCUCAUUAUAGAAUGUGUUGUGACUGCAGAGUACAGAACUUAGGGAAGAAUUCAGACUGGUUGCAGUGCUGGGGAGAAAUACAGUGUUGGCCCAGGGAUGAUGUACGAUAUAUAUAUAUAUAUAGCAGAGUUUGGAUUCUUCUCCUUGUAAGUAAAUACAGAACUAUAAACUGGAAAAUGGGGGGGGUUAUGUUACUGCAUAUGAGAUAACUAUGCUACAUGCAUUUAUCUGUAUAGAAAAUGAAAUCUUUGUAUCCCAGUCACAGCAGCAUCCAUAAUCUGAAAGUGACAAAUAGUGUUGAGAUCUGCUGUGAUGCUACACUUGCUUCUGUCUGACAGUAUUCUGGGUUUAUAUGCUUUAGGUGGGAUUCUCUGCAAAAACAUUCUUUUGAAAAUCUCUGUAUUUUUUUAUAUGAGUGAAGUGAAAAGGAUUUUGAUUUUUGGUACUUAAUUACUGACAUUGAUCCUUUUCCAAAUGCUCUGAUUUUCAAGAAGCUGAUUUCUUUACCUUCCUACUAGGUUUAAAACUAAAAACACUACAGUUUGUGACCAUGAAAUGUAAUCUAAAUAUCAACUGUAACUCAAUCUGAAUUAUGUUAGCAAAUAUCUAGAGGUCAUUGUAGUAUACUCCACUAGCAGUUAAAAUUCACUUUUAUCAAAGCUAACUACAUUUCUUAAAAAUAAAUUUUAUCCAAUAAACUCCUUGGGUUUUUUCCCUCUUUUAUUUGAAUGGCAACCACAGACUACUUUAAUUGCUUUGUAGAUGCACUCAGAAUAUACUGCAGCAGCAAGUUAGAGAGAAAAAUGUUUGUGGACAAUAAUUGGGAAUUGCAGGCGUUUUUAUUGUAAAUAGUUUGACUGAAAAGAUGGUUAAAAUCAAGUAGAAUGAAUAACAAAUAUAAUUUGAUGGACAAUAAAAUAUUUACCAUCACAUGCUGCAGCUGUCUUUAAGGGACAUAAAAUGUAAUUCAUUCAUACUGUAAUCUUGCUGCAGAAAUUUGCAAUCUGCACCUUAUGGAUCACAAUUACCUUUAAUAGUUUUUUGUAAUAAUUGUAGCUGAGUAUAUCUCCAAUAAAGUUAUGGUCUGUUCACCUUG
Molecule: messenger RNA, 13319 nt
Organism: Phasianus colchicus (ring-necked pheasant)
Lineage: Eukaryota; Metazoa; Chordata; Aves; Galliformes; Phasianidae
Gene: DICER1
Product: dicer 1, ribonuclease III
Biological process (GO): pre-miRNA processing; siRNA processing; apoptotic DNA fragmentation
Cellular component (GO): nucleus; cytoplasm; RISC-loading complex
Molecular function (GO): ATP binding; ribonuclease III activity; protein binding
Source: RefSeq, a predicted model, not a curated record